AAACUCAACGAACAACAGGCGGUCGGGGUGUGGACGUGGAACGCCGGUGACAAGGACGACGUGUGCGGCAUCUGCCGAGUCGCGUUCGACUCGUGCCCGCCUGAUGCCAAGUUCCCCGGCGACGAUUCCCCCGUGGUCUGGGGCCAGUGCGGACACGCGUUUCACCUGCAGUGCAUCACCCGCUGGCUCAACUCGCAGGCGGAGCAGCGGUGCCCCAUCUGCCGCGGCGCGUGGGAGUUUAAGCAACUGACGACGUCCGAGGAACCCCCGCCCCUGCGAGACCAGGGUCGAUAG
Messenger RNA from Micromonas commoda, 294 nucleotides. RefSeq lists its product with no specific name. Gene Ontology annotation, molecular function: ubiquitin protein ligase activity; zinc ion binding; cullin family protein binding. Gene Ontology annotation, biological process: anaphase-promoting complex-dependent catabolic process; positive regulation of mitotic metaphase/anaphase transition; protein ubiquitination. NCBI's taxonomy places the organism in Eukaryota, Viridiplantae, Chlorophyta, Mamiellophyceae, Mamiellales, Mamiellaceae. Gene Ontology annotation, cellular component: nucleus; anaphase-promoting complex. The transcript has a single exon. The record is from RefSeq and is a predicted model, not a curated record. The annotation marks the transcript as partial.